UUCAUUCGACAACCAUGAGCCUUGUGAUGACUCUCUCUCGAUCUGCGGAUGUGCCGGAAUACAAACAACUCCACUACCAGUGGAGAACGACUUUUGUGUGUUUCUACAUUUGUGCUAGGCCUGUCGAAAAACUACCUGACCAAGCUAAAUCGUUCUAUCCUGAGAGGGGUGGUGAUGUUUGGAGCGGUGAAGGCGAUCUAUUUUGCUCUGGGAGGGAAUAAACUGAUCAUCAACAAAUAAUACAGUGUAUGCACUCCCAGGUCCGUGUAUUUACUUACUUCACUUUGACCUAUGAAGAUUAUCAAAGUUGUACAUAGAUGUUAUGUUACAAGACCUCAAAACGCACUCGGAACCCAUGAAGCCCUUGAAUCAACGGCAAGGGUUGUGAAGAAAUAGGACAAAGAAAUAUGUCCUACAGAGUCGCGAAACAACUUUCUCAAGUUUAGGUUGAAAUAUUGACCUUCAAUGCAGGUCCCAACAUCCCAACAAUGGCCUUGUUAUUGCGCUACCGCUCGCAAACCAUACAGCCUAACAAUGGGAUUGUGAAGCGCAAUGCACCCAAAGACCGAUGCGGUGUCACACCGGGGUACUGCGGGCAAAAUGAAUACACUAUCAUUUCAAGUGGGCACUCGCACGUUUGGCCGAAUCACAGCCUACGACAUUGUCGACUUGGCGGUUGUGGCGCAAUGGAAAACCCAUAAAUUAUGGAGUACCAAAACCUAUGUAAUCUGUAACAUUUCCUCUAGUUAUUGAUUCAGUCUUGGACUGAAGCCCCGAGUCCAUGGAGUGUGCAGAGGAGUAAGGGCACCCAUCGCACGUUGAAUAUCAUAACGAGCCGAUGCACCUGAAUAUCGAGAGGAAUUGCGGCACAGAAGUCCUCGCCCUGGAAUAUCUUCAUAUUGCAUGGCGGUGAGGAGCAAUUUUAGGGUAUGUUAUUGCCAGAUCGGGUUGGCCUUAGAAUGAUUUUGUAUCGAGACGAGCCGGGGAGCUGUAUAGUGUUAAGUUCAUAAGGUUGAUUGCGUGAUGAUCCGGGAAUUAUACAAGUGGACCCUGGGACUUAAAUCCGUGGAUAAUCGUUAGGUAUCUUCGAUUUUUCUUGAAACAGAUCUGACGAAAAGUAUACUAGGGAGAUUGUGCACCCAGUUUCCAAACCUGGCUGUCUAGGUAGGAUCGUUAAGAUCCACUAUGCCUAUGUCGCACGGGGUCAACUGUUUAGAACUUCAAAGAGCCCGUCGUGAUACCUAUAGGCUUCCCUGUGAAUCCUACCAUCGAUUGCAAGCGGAUUAAGUCCAUACCGUCCAGCUUGAAGUGGUCGACUUCACAAGCACUGAGGUCGACGAAUUUUCAGUGGACCCGCAUAGCACAGCCCAGCUCAACCAGGAGCUGACUGAUCCUCUGCUUCACGGCUGUCAGUGAAGUCAGUGUUGAUAAGGACAAGGUGAAGGAUGGACGCACUGAUUUUUGAAGAAAUUUUUGGAAGAAUCGAUCGUCAUGCAACAGAUAUCAAGCUCUCAAUACUGUGGCUAAGCGUUGAACGGAGCUAUGGAGAGCUACCUUUUUUUUUUUUUUUUUUUUUUUUCUUAGGCCAGCAGUUCUAAGCAUUACCAAAGGAACUUGGACGCCAAUGAAUAUCUGUCCUUCCCAGCAGGUAUGAGCAGCACAUUUGCUUUUGCAUGAGGCUAGAGCUGGUGUUAAAGAGAGAAGUAUAUGACUCAAGAAACAUCGUGAGAAACUGCCACUAAGGGCCGGGUAGCCUUGGUUGCAUUUGUCUCAGUGUGGGGUAUCUCAACACCAUUAUGGUUGGAUGUACGGAGUACCUAUGAAUUGACGUCUCCACGUCGCUUCAGACAUUGUGUUUUAAAGCUCUCGACUUUGGUGCUUCCUGUGUUGUUUGCUUUAUCUUGGAGAUUCCCCAUCACCAUGAACCAAGUGGUCCCUUUUUCCUGUUGCCAAUUCCACAGCCCUCUUUAAUUUUCGGAUAUAAAGAUCGACAGAGGGAAGACAACUUGUCCCGAUAGCAUGUGCAAAGUCUGAUGUCUAUUGCUGAGUGGUUACGAAAAGCAUAAGUCCCCGUCGUAUCAAAGCGAAACGUCAAAUGGGUUAUCACAAGGAGCAGGAAAAAGGAGCGGCAAACAUUUUCAAAAUAAUCAUAAGCUACGUCAGCUCAGACUGCUGCGUUCAAGCAAUCGGGCUGGCCUGGGGCUUCUCAGGAUUAUUCGAGGUUCACUA
Messenger RNA from Blastomyces gilchristii SLH14081, 2229 nucleotides. RefSeq lists its product as uncharacterized. The transcript has a single exon. The coding region runs from base 489 to 701 and encodes 70 amino acids. Lineage: Eukaryota; Fungi; Ascomycota; Eurotiomycetes; Onygenales; Ajellomycetaceae. The record is from RefSeq and is a predicted model, not a curated record.